Messenger RNA from Eupeodes corollae, 3616 nucleotides. RefSeq lists its product as uncharacterized. The transcript has 5 exons. Gene Ontology annotation, cellular component: ciliary transition zone. Bases 939 to 2741 code for a protein of 600 amino acids. Lineage: Eukaryota; Metazoa; Arthropoda; Insecta; Diptera; Syrphidae. Gene Ontology annotation, biological process: cilium assembly. The record is from RefSeq and is a predicted model, not a curated record.
AAAGGACAUUUCUGAAUGUUCUUACGUCAUCAACCCUACAUUGAUUUUUUCGUCGUUGCCUUUGCUUUGCGAAUCGACUGUGUGUUUUGGGGCAAGCAGCCAUCCAGUCGAAGCUAACCACUACAGUUUGGAAUAACAGCUCAAACAUAUUCCACGGGCUAAGCGAAGUCGUUUGUUUGAAUAAGAAAAACAGUCUAUCCUCUGGGAAACAAUUUGUCAAAAAACAAACUAACCUAACUAAAUUUUUCAGUAUUUUUAUACUUUAAAGUAAAAUAUAGAAAAAUGUACGCACAAUCUUUUCGGUGGCCAAAAAUUCUGUGAUCAUUUUCUACCGUUUUGUCCCAGUUUCAUUGUCUCUCAAGGAAAAUUAAAAAUAAGAAAAAGUCAAUAAGGACCAAGGCCCAAUAGUGUCACAGUUUUGGCUGAAGUGUUUGUUUUUUAUUUUCGAUUUUCUUCCUUCAAUAGUUUCGAAAUCCUUUUGACGCAAUUUGGAAAAAAGUGAAAUCGAGUUAAUUUGUGUCUCGAAAAUUUGAAAAAAAUAUAAGUGCUACCGUUAUUUUCGUGAAUUUUCGAUUUAAUUUCGAUUCUCUAACGUCAUUUGUUGUUCGGGAAAACAACAGAAUUUGAAAAACAUAAAAAUAUACAAAGAAUUGUGCAGAAUUCCAGAGUUAAGGUUUUGAGGGUGGUAGCUCUGUGCUGCUGCUGCUGCUGAUAUUGCUACCGAAGUAUUUUUAGGUCACAUCACUUAUGAGGAAAGCGCAACACACCAAUACCAGUAUAAGGAUUCAUUAAAUAUACAUAUUUAGAGUGCAGUGUGAGCUACUUUGUUGUUUUUCUCGUGCAAAAUAAAUAGGACUGGAAAGUAGAGUACUCGAAAACGAGAAAAAGGAAAAACAACACAAAAUACAAUAAAAAAAAAAACUUACAGAAAUUACAAAAUGGAAGCAACUCCGAAGGUCCAUCGUCACCAUCAUAGACGUGAGAGGCGUUCAAGUUCCCGAAGAAACGAACAGCGUACAAAUCACGAAGACACUUCUACGGAACGUCGAAGAAGUGAACCUGCAGCUAGAACAACAGCAACAGUAUCAGUACCAGUAACAACAACAACAACGACGGAAGCGACACCUACAAUAGUACCUCCAGUGAUAAUAACAUCAGAUGCAAUUACGAACGAUCAACCAACGACCAGUACCGGAACCGGAAGAGUUGUAUCAGCUCUGGCGGUGGCGGCGGCCGCAUUCAUUGACUCAUCAUCAUCAGCCCAAGUGUCAAAUAAUAGUACGUCAAUUCAAAUCGAAGACGAAACUUCUUCAUCAUCGCCAGCAAUCAACAAUCCCGAGGUUCUAGUUAACGGUCAUGUUAUGGAAGAUGAAAACGAAGACAAGCAAAUUGCUGUUGAAACACCGACAAAUAAUCCCGAAACCUCCUCAAUUCGGGACACAGCUAGAAGUUCCAUAGAUUCUAUAAGUCUCCGCAGUGCUAUAAUGCAACAUUCACGUCGAGCAUCGCCCCACGCAAUUGGCCUAACGCAAUCACAACCUCAGCCACACGCCCAUUUGCAUCGUGGAAUUCUGGGAUUCAUGGAUCGAGAAUUGAAGGCGGGUGCUCAAAAGAAAACCCAAUCUCUGUCCGAUCCCCAGGCAAGUCCGGCACAGCGUUCGACUCGGAGUCGGAGUAGUUUAGAAAAAAGUCCGCGUCGAAAACGCAGUAAAUCGGAAUCGCGAAGACGACGCGAAAGAAAACUAAUCGCCGCGGGCGAAAUGGAAGUACGACAGGCUAACGAAACUUUGAUGCGUUACUUAAAGCAGUGCUCCGAAAUGAACGACGCCUCGCUGUCUGGCGAACUAGAAAUCGAUCACAAUUACGACGAACGAAGAGUGCACCGAAAGACGAAAUCGCAAAGGGAUAAGCGGGGUCAACUAAUAAGUAAGACAUAUGGGAAAUUGUAUACGGCCGGUGGACUAUCAUCUAUUCUUAAAGAGCUCUCCGAUGACAUUGUUCCAGCUGAUGGAGAAGAAAUUUACAAUCCAUUUACCCCAGUUGUUUCGCCAACGGAGGAACAAUCAACACGAAUUGACAAAAUGUUCAUCCAGACUGCGUCCGGAUAUCGACCCGUUGAUCAUUGUUACUACAAACAUCCAAUUGGAUCGGAUCCAGAGAGUAAUAGACAUGACAUCUCCUCCAACGUCCAAUUAGCCUGUUCUUUCCAUCGAAUCUGGAUAAUGGUUUCCAACAUUUGUCACGGCCUAUUAGGUGGCCUGGCAUUGGCGCACCUGCUUUUCGUGACCACAAGUAAACCAUUGGACUGGCCAGAUGGCGCCAUACACCAUUAUUCGUCCUUUGCCGAAGCGUACGCAAACACCUUCUAUUGCUUGGCCAUAAUUUGUAUGGUGUCUGUUUUUGACCGCAUGGAUUUAUGCCAUUUAGAUUUUUCUAAUGCAUCAGAAGUAAUAUCAUUUCGGUGGAUAAUUAUAGCAAUGAUUUACAUAGCGACAAUAAUCCUCACACUAUGUGCGGAAUCUAUGAAUGAAAAAAUCUACUUGACCAAAAACUCGAACGUGACAAUGAUGAGAGAAGAUAUGGAAAGUCAUAAUCAAGCAAUAAGCGUAUGGAGUAGUCUAUCGAUGGCACGAAGCAUUGGUGGUAUAUUUGGUUGGAUAAUGAUUGGUCUAUCACCAGCCGAAGAUCUACUCUAUAGCCAUUUAAUGGACAUGGAUAAAUAUCAAAUGACAAAUAAUUAAAAAUAUAAAAAUGUAUAUUUGACAGAUGUCAAAACAUAACAAAAUAUAUAAACAUAAUUAUAAAUAAAAGCAUUAUUUAGAAUUAAAUGUAUUUAUCAAUAAAAUAACAAUAAUAAUAUAAAAAUAUAAUAUAUAUAUAAAAAUAAUAAUUAAUUAAACCAGCAUGUAAACAACAACCGAACAAGUGAUAUAUUUACCCACAUAUUUAUUAUUGUAAAAAUAAAACAAGAUAGAAAAAUAAAAAUCAUAUACUUAUAUAAAAAUAAAUAUUAAUUAUUAUAUUCAUGUUUAUUACGUUUUAUUUAUUUGCCUUUAUAUACUUUGAAAAUAAAACAAAAUUGUAAUAAUAUGUAAAUACGACAUUACUACCUACAAACAAAUAAAAACAAUUUAAUAUUUAGCAACAUUAAUUUUUAAAACUAAAAUAAUUGUAUGAUUGUCCGACAAAAUAUAUAAACCUAGUCUAUAACACUAAUAAUAAUAAUAUAUUGAAAUAAACUAGUUUGUUUUUAUUUUUUGAAUAAAAUAAAUGUAUAAAGAAUAAAUGUGAGCAGAAAAAAAAUAAUAAUUUAUUAUAAGCAACGCAAUUUAAAAACUUUUUAUUUUAACGAAUUUUAAUUUUAAUUUGAAAAUUUGUAAUAAAAACAAAAAUGUAUAUGAAUGUACUAUAUUUAAUUUCUUUUGAAUAAAAAUUUAAUCAAUUCGUUUUAUUUGUUAAACAAAAUCUCUACUUAUUGGCUGCUAAUAAAUUAAAAACAAAACAGAAAAUUAUAUAUUAAUAUAUUUAAUGCAAAAUUUAAAUAUUUAAAAACAAAAAGAAGAAAAGUAAAAAAAGCAAUGAAUGUCUAUUAACAAAAAAAAAAACAGAAACAAAA